AUGCUUCCUCUCAGCUCUGCACCGAGCAUCGAAGCAUUGAGCGGGAUUUGCGGAUCCAUAUCAAUAGCUUGCUGGGUUGUUGUAUUUUCGCCCCAGAUAAUCGAAAACUUCCGACGGAGCUCCGCCGAUGGACUUUCUCUGGAAUUUCUUAUCGUUUGGCUUGCCGGAGAUGUCUUCAACAUUAUUGGGGCCGUUAUGCAAGGUGUUCUACCUACUAUGAUCAUACUGGCAGUAUACUACACUAUUGCGGACAUUGUCUUGCUUGGCCAAUGUUUCUAUUACCGUGAUCUGGGCGGAUCAGAAAGCACCAAAUCCCCAGAGCCAGAAGCUGGAACAGCCAGUUCGUCAUCCGAAACUGCAACACAAACGGUACCAUCGUCCGAGCGAACUCCAUUACUACAGAAUAGACCAGAGGGGGAACAUAACGGGUCAAAUGGCAGACCGGCCACGAAGCAGCGACGGGAAUCCCUUACUUCAGUCGCCUCUUUGCGAAACCAUCUUACAGCCGUCGACGGGACCCAUCUCUCCCCAGCAGUGCCACUAAGGAAAGAAGUCGUCGAUAUUCCCCCGCGACCGUCAUCAACGUUUCAGAUAAUAGCCUUCAACACCUUCAGUAUCACUCUCGUAUGCGCUGCUGGAAUUCUAGGGUGGUAUGUUAGCGCCACCUCAAGACACCACAUUGGGCAUGAUAUUCCAAAAUCAGAUGGCACUCUCCAAUUCGAUAUCACUGGUCAGUUAUUUGGAUAUCUUUGUGCUUUGUUCUAUCUUGCCAGCAGAAUCCCUCAACUCCUGCUGAAUUGGCGCCGAAAGAGCACCGAAGGAUUUGCCAAGGUAAAGAUGGCAGGUGUCUACCAGGAGAACGACAAAGUAUAUAUGGACGGUAUAUGGCUGUUAAUGCUUCAUGGUUAUUGGGAAGCUUGGGUACUUUGUUUAUGGACCUAG
Trichophyton rubrum CBS 118892 is the source of this 942-nucleotide messenger RNA. RefSeq lists its product as uncharacterized. The transcript is spliced from 3 exons. The record is from RefSeq and is a predicted model, not a curated record. Lineage: Eukaryota; Fungi; Ascomycota; Eurotiomycetes; Onygenales; Arthrodermataceae. The coding region runs from base 1 to 942 and encodes 313 amino acids. Gene Ontology annotation, cellular component: fungal-type vacuole membrane. Gene Ontology annotation, biological process: basic amino acid transmembrane export from vacuole.